Molecule: messenger RNA, 354 nt
Organism: Cladophialophora bantiana CBS 173.52
Lineage: Eukaryota; Fungi; Ascomycota; Eurotiomycetes; Chaetothyriales; Herpotrichiellaceae
Exons: 1
Coding region: 1-354 (117 amino acids)
Source: RefSeq, a predicted model, not a curated record
AUGAGCAACCACAUUAGCAAAGUCGCUGGAGAUACUCUCAAUCGCCCUUCAGCACCGGUGAAGAGGCUAAUGUUGGCGGACGAGACAGUAGCAGAGGGAAGACUAAGGCUUAUGCUCUGGGUUGGGCUAAGAGACCCGUCGUCUAUGGUAAACAGUGGCGACGGCGACGAAAAUGUGUUGCCCGAAGGAACCACUGUCGCAUUCGUCGAAGGAGGGUUUAUGGCGGAGACGCUGUGGCUGGAAAGGGGAGGAAUAGUCGACCCGGAAGUAACAUUGGCUGCGAAUAGAUUUGGAGAGCCGCAGGGGGUGACAGAGGUGCUGGCGGCCGUCAGAUUGACAGCUGUAAAGCCGUAA